This is a messenger RNA of Aspergillus tanneri, 297 nucleotides long. RefSeq lists its product as uncharacterized. The coding region runs from base 1 to 297 and encodes 98 amino acids. The record is from RefSeq and is a predicted model, not a curated record. The transcript is spliced from 3 exons. Lineage: Eukaryota; Fungi; Ascomycota; Eurotiomycetes; Eurotiales; Aspergillaceae.
AUGGAUACCUUCGAAUGCAACGCCAAUCCCGGCCGAGUCAUUGGCAGCGGUACUCUACAGAAACUCCCCGAUGAAGUGGUCCGGCUGGACAUCAAGGCGCCGCUGGCGGAGACCGUCAAAGCGGUUCUCAAGGCGGCCAUGCACACCCCGACGCAUAUCGCCGACAAGGCCGUAGAGUAUCCAAAGGCGCAGGACGUGGACGGGGUUGUCUCCGUCAAGGGUGGAAGUACCAUCGGACUGGGGAAAGCGAUUAGCACUCGCACUGGGCUACCUCAUCUCUGCAUCCCGACGACAUAG